This is a messenger RNA of Vollenhovia emeryi, 499 nucleotides long. RefSeq lists its product as uncharacterized. NCBI's taxonomy places the organism in Eukaryota, Metazoa, Arthropoda, Insecta, Hymenoptera, Formicidae. The record is from RefSeq and is a predicted model, not a curated record. The coding region runs from base 1 to 438 and encodes 145 amino acids. The transcript has 3 exons.
AUGUUUGCGGGACGUACUGCUGCGCAGCGCGCGCGGCCGCCCGUCGCUUCCGGUCGCCUUCUUUUGUUCCUCGCGAACGUUCCGAGCGCGCUAGGUGAAGACGAUCGACGGUCCUCUCUCUUGCCGAAUAAUUGCGGUAUCGUGCGAAAAGAGCAGAGGUUGCCGAAAGUGCAGAAUCGCACCAGCAUCCCGUUGACGUCGGGAGCGCCGCGCAAUCGUAUUUUCGCGAUCGCGCGGUCGGGCGGCGUUUAUCGGAAAUGCGCCGCGGCGGAGGCAGCCAUGUUGUCGACAGAGGCGGGAAAGGCUCGGAGAAAGGCGGCGGGCGACGGCGGGGCGGGACGACCGCAGGGUGAGCGAUGCGUAAGUUGCCUAUUGUCUAUUAUUCGUUACUUAAAAAUUAUGUAUGCAUUCAUAAUCAGAUCAACCUUGCGAUAUUAAUGUACUGAAAUGUUUGCAGUGCUCAGCCCAUACCCAGUGAGAAAUGAUUCGUGGAUCGACG